Messenger RNA from Fraxinus pennsylvanica, 3876 nucleotides. The record is from the annotation of a GenBank genome assembly. NCBI's taxonomy places the organism in Eukaryota, Viridiplantae, Streptophyta, Magnoliopsida, Lamiales, Oleaceae.
AUGCAAGGCGGCGGAGGUGGAGGAAUGGCGGGUGGUGGUGGUGGGAUUGAUCCAAGCAAUCUGCAUUUGAAGAAAGAAUUGACACAAAUUCGGAAGGCGGCUCGGGUGUUAAGGGAUCCUGGCACCACCUCCUCAUGGCGUUCUCCGCUUAGUUCUGUGAGAUCCCUUCAGAACUCUUCCAAGCACCACUAUGCGCACCAUCACAAGAAUGGCUGCCGUGAAUCAAUUGAUGGUAAUGCCAUUGCUUCUUCCUCUGAACAGUUUUCGCAACACCAGUUGCAAAUAGAAAAUAAUAAUACUAGUUAUGAUCGUAUUACUAAUAAUAAUGAUAAUAUGAAUGGGAAAGAGAAAGAAAAGAGGGUGUUUUUGUGUAAUUGGAGGAGUCAAAAAUCUGAGAGCGGAAGGAGUAGGCAGAUUGGGGAGGAUGAUGUUGAGAAUGGUAAGGAUGAAGGGUCAUCUUGGACCCGGGAAGAAAGUGUGGAUGUGGAUAGCUUGAGCGAUGCAAGGAAUGGUGGUGGUGCAAAUGAUUCAAGGAGUGACACUCAUUUGAGUGAUAGAUAUGCUUCAGCUAUUUUUAAGUGUAAAGAUGUGAAUUUUACAUCAUCUAUCAGGCACACAAUUAAGAAAAAGUCAAAGAGGAAGAUUAAUUCUAACUCCAUUUUGAAGCAUCAUAAUGAAAAAUUAAGAAAGCAGAUUUUAAUGAGUAGAGGCACAAAAAAGGCAUUGGAGGAUUUGACCGGUUUGGGUUUAGGGAGGGAUGAAUUGGUAAGUUUAGUUGAUCAGUCUGAUGAUACUGAGGAUUAUUGUAAUUCUGAGGAUUUAAAUAGGGUGUCUGCGAUCUCACCAUUGCUUGCAGGGCUUAAGAAUAAGGGUUGGGUUUAUUCACCGAAGAAGUUGUUGAGGAGUCAUCGGAAAGAGGAUGAUUCUAUUUCGUACAGUACCCCCGCAUUGUCAACCUGUUCUUAUAAUAAAUAUGGCAUUAGGAAUCCGAGCACUGUUGAGUCUUGGGAUGCCACCACAGCAUCUUUCAAUGAUGCAGACGAUGAGGCAAUUGAUCAGUUGGAUAUGCCGGGGCGACAGGGAUGUGGGAUUCCUUGUUAUUGGUCAAAAAGGUCAACACCAAAAUCUAGGGGUGGAUAUGGGUGCUGUUAUUCACCAUCUCUUUCCGACACUUUGAGGAGGAAAGGAAGCAGUAUUUUCUGUGGAAGUCAAACUAUGUACCGAAGAAGGCAUCGUCAUUCAUCUUUGGGGUCGAACAAGAGGAGACUCAGUUCAAGAGCUGCCUCUCAAGGUAUUGUUCCUUUGCUUACCAACAGUGGUGAAGGCCAAGGAGGAUCAUCUAUGGGAAGUGGGAACAGCAAUGACGAGCUUUCUACAAAUUUUGGAGAGCUUGAUUUGGAGGCUUUGAGUCGGUUGGAUGGAAGGAGGUGGUCUUCAAGCUGUAGGAGUCAAGAAGGUUUAGAGCUAGUAGCUCUGAAUGGGAAAGUAAAUGAUGAAAGUUCUCCAGAAAAUCUGAGAAGCUUAAGCCAGAAAUAUAGGCCAAUAUAUUUUGAGGAAAUGAUUGGGCAGAAUAUAGUCAUUCAAUCCCUCCAGAGUGCAAUUUCAAGGGGAAGGAUUUCCCCUGUUUAUCUUUUCCAAGGUCCCCGUGGGACUGGAAAAACUUCAACUGCAAGAAUUUUUGCUGCUGCUUUGACUUGUCUUGCCACUGAAGAGACUAAGCCCUGUGGGGUAUGCAGUGAGUGUGCUGAUUUCAUAUCUGGCAAGAAUGGGUUUCUUAGAGAAGUUGAUGGAUCCAAUAAGAAGGGAAUUGAUGAAGUUAAAAUGCUUUUGAGGAACCUCUCAGUGCUUCGCCCAUCGGCUGUUUCACAGUAUAAGGUUUUUGUUGUUGAUGAAUGUCAUUUAUUGCCCUCGACAGUGUGGCUGGCAUUUCUUAGAUUUCUUGAGAAACCACUGCCACGUGUCAUUUUCAUACUCAUAACAGCUGAUAUUGAUAAUGUGCCCCGUACUAUACUGUCCCGGUGUCAGAAGCUCCUGUUCAACAAAAUUAGAGAUGGUGACAUUGUUACCCGGCUGAGAAAAAUUGCUGCUGAUGAGAACUUAGAAGUUGAAUCAGAUGCACUAGAUUUGAUUGCUUCUAAUGCUUAUGGUUCACUCCGAGAUGCAGAAACCAUGUUAGACCAGUUGAGUUUAUUGGGGAAAAGUAUCACAACUUCCUUGGUGAAUGAGCUGAUCGGGGUAGUUUCUGAUGAAAAAUUACUGGACCUUUUGGAAUUGGCCAUGUCAUCAAACACUAAAGAAACAGUGAAAAGAGCCAGAGAGUUGAUGGAUUCAGGGGUUGAUCCAAUUGUUUUAAUGUCUCAAAUGGCGACCCUUAUUGUAGAUAUUAUUGCUGGAACUUACCCCAACAUCGAUGCCAAGAACAAUGAUUCUUUCUUUGGAGGGAGAAGUUUGUCUGAAAGAGAAUUAGAUAGAUUGAAACAUGCACUUGCGCUUCUUUCUGAGGCGGAAAAACAUCUGAGAGUUUCAAGCGAACGAUCAACAUGGUUUACGGCAACCCUAUUACAGUUGGGCUCUGUUCCUUCACCCGAUCGUACUCAUUCAGGAAGUAGUCGAAGACAGAGUUCCAGGACAACCGAUGACUAUGCAAUUUCGUUUAGAGAAACUACUGCACUGAACUGUAGAUCGGAUUCUCAGUUGGCACAUAAAAAAUCAGGGUCUCCCACAUCGUUUCUAAAAGCUGCUCGGUCAGAUGUAAUGAGCAAAGAGGAUCCACUUCUGCUGACUGAUGCUGCCGGUUUCAAUUCCAAUCUCAAUCCCAAUCCCAAUCAAAGCCAAUUAAUCAAUGAGGAAUCAUUGAAACCUACAUCAAGAUGCAUGGACUCGAAUGUUUUGACUGAUAUCUGGUUGCAAUGCAUUGAGAAGUGCCAUUCCAAGACUCUGAGACAACUGCUUCACUCAUACGGACAGCUCAUGUCAAUAUCUGAAGUCAAGGGUGGUUUUAUUGCUUACAUUGCAUUUGUGGAUAAUAAUAUUAAAACAAGAGCAGAAGGAUUUCUUAGCAGCAUCACAAACUCGUUUGAAAUAGUUUUACGACGAAAUGUGGAGGUCAAGAUCAUCAUGUUACCAGAUUCUUUUGGUCAGAAGCAGAUGGGCACAACCAUUAUCAUGAACCAGGAAAACAAAUCAGUAUGCUUGAAUAAAAUUGAAGGUGAUAUUGAUCUUGAUUCACGUCGGGAGCCUUCGAAGGUAUCAAGAGGAAGCUUUAAUAAGUCUGAAGAUCAUAUGACUGGAGCCUCUGCUGCUCAAAGUGGUGAACUUAGCAAUUCGAAAAUGAACAAGUCAGAAAUUCCGGAGCAGAGAAUUGAGUCUAUAAUACGUGAGCAAAGAUUAGAAACUGCAUGGUUACAGGCUAUGGAGAAAGGCACUCCUGGAUCAUUGAAUCGUUUAAAACCUGAAAAGAAUCAAGUCCUGCCUCAGGAUGGCAUAGACCAUCAAAAUGAAAUGGAAUCAUUAAAGAGGCAAUGGCACCCCAGAAGGAUCACACUGUUAAGAGGAACGAUGAUUAUCCCAUCUCUCCAAGCUUGUUGCAUAACAGUAGCUUUGCGAGCAAUUUCAACGAACAUAAUAUUGGAUAUGAAUCAGGAUCAGGAGCAGGUGGCUGCAGUGGGUUCUUCUGUUGGAAUAACACGAGACCUCCCAGAAGUGGAAAGGUUAAACAAGGCUCCCCCAUCGGGGUGCACAGAAGUGGACGUAUUUCGUGGUUUGGAGAAUGUGCAAAAUCAAGAGCUGGCAACAGAUUCAGAAGAUGAUAGAGAAGGUUAUGGUUCUGCAUUUCUUCAGAUCCAGCCAUUUAUGGGAUCAAUACAAGUGAAAUGA